AUGUCGAGUCCACGAACGAACCCUACUAAGAUGUAUGAUUUAGAAGAAGACUUUAUCUCAGACGACGAUGAGGUAAUGGAAAGUAAAGUGUUUGAUCUAAGAUCUAAAACUAGUGCCCCCGACAGAUUUAGUCGCGAUGAGGAACAAGACCUGGCUAAUGAAUUGUCAGAUAAUGAAAGCGAUGAAAAGGAUCCAAUACAGUACCAAAGCGAAAUCAAAGAAGUAGAUGAGGCAGAGAAGCAACCCGAAAUGAAAACAGAGCUAGAAGAUAAGGGGAGUGGUAAAGCCGGUAAGAAAUUGAAGAAAUUCACACCAGAGGAGCUUGCAAAAGAACAAAAGCGUAUAAGAAAAACAGGUGUUUGUUAUCUAUCCAAAGUGCCGCCAUAUAUGAAACCUCAAAAAUUGCGAUCCAUUUUAUCUAGGUUUGGACUGGUCGAUCGAUUAUUUUUAAAGCCUGAGGAAGCUAGUGCUUAUCACAAAAGAGUCAAGUAUGGAGGAAAUAAAAAGAAAAAAUUUACAGAAGGAUGGAUCGAAUUCGUAAACAAGAAAGAUGCUAAAUUGUGUGCAGCGACUUUAAACGGUAACAAACUAGGGGGUAAGAAGACUUCGUACUAUUAUGAUGAUGUCAUAAAUAUCAAGUACUUGAAGGGCUUCAAAUGGCUAGAUCUUACCCAACAAAUAGCAAGUGAGAACGAAGUAAGACAAGCUAAGUUAGCAUUGGAGCUAUCACAUCAAAACAGAUUCAACAAGGCAUUUGUGAACAAUGUUGAAAAAGCAAAAAUGAUAACAAAUAUCCAAAAGAAACGAGGGAACAAAUCCAGUUCUGCUGAGGACGAUAAGUUAAGAAGAAACUUUAAGCAACGAAAGGUGAAUAGCUCGCGUAGUGAUGCGGCAAGUGAGUUGAAGCAGAAAUCAGUGCCCGAUGAAAAGCUUAGCUCUGUGCUAUCAAAAGUGUUUUAA
Lodderomyces oxycetoniae is the source of this 960-nucleotide messenger RNA. RefSeq names its product RNA-binding ATPase activator. The transcript has a single exon. Gene Ontology annotation, cellular component: nucleolus. The record is from RefSeq and is a predicted model, not a curated record. Bases 1 to 960 code for a protein of 319 amino acids. Gene Ontology annotation, molecular function: RNA binding. Gene Ontology annotation, biological process: endonucleolytic cleavage to generate mature 5'-end of SSU-rRNA from (SSU-rRNA, 5.8S rRNA, LSU-rRNA); small-subunit processome assembly; endonucleolytic cleavage in ITS1 to separate SSU-rRNA from 5.8S rRNA and LSU-rRNA from tricistronic rRNA transcript (SSU-rRNA, 5.8S rRNA, LSU-rRNA). NCBI's taxonomy places the organism in Eukaryota, Fungi, Ascomycota, Pichiomycetes, Serinales, Debaryomycetaceae.